AUGCGCGAUGAAUCUGCUGCUGGUGCGGCAAGUCUGACCGCCGUCUCUCGGAUGAACCCAUUCGCUGCACUCGCGGCAUGCUCUCCAGAAUUAGUCAAAUACGCUAGCAAAAGUGAAGCGAAGAUCACAGAGACAGUUGAUCUAGAAACGCAACACGCACGACAACUCAGCGAACAGAGACGUACGCUAGAGGGUAGAUGUGCAAUCGCUCUCGGAGAGCAGGAGCGUGAGCUCCGACGCGAAUUCGAUAGCGCUCUUCAGCAGCUCAAAACCGGACAUGCCAAGGCGCUUCAGAAGCAGAAGCGCCAGCUCCAACGCGAACAGGAAAGCGAUCUUCAGAAACAGAAGCAGCAAUCUGACGAAGAACGAGACAACGCUCUUCAGGAGCAGAAGCAGCAGCUUGAGAGCGAAAGAGACUUCGCCCUCCAGGAGCAGAAAGCUCAGCUUGAGCAGAAGCUAGAAGAGGAACUAGACUUUGCUGGGGAACUCCUCAUGCGAGAGACAGAAGGUAACGACUCCAUUCUGCAGAGGUUGACGAAUAGGAUCACAAAGGCUAGCCAGUAUUUCGGCUUUGAGCUGUCAGAAGACAUCGAUCUUGACUGCAAGAUAGAGCAGUUCGCUCUCCUAGCAAGGCUUAACACCUCCAGGAUGUGUCAAGCAGCGUUUAAUGAGUUGUCGCAUCGUCUCAACGUUCCCCUAGAAAGGUGGCCUCCCGUUUGGGAGCUCUUUGACCAAGAGCAUACCGAUGAAUAUAUGGCACUACUUACUAGCCAGGUGGACAGAAUAGUCCAAGCCUGCGACGAUAGAGUCGGCACAGAACAGUGCCGUACUACCAAUGUCCGACGUGCAUCGCUCAUCUCAAAGAUGAAGGUCAGUAGGACCAUCACAGACCUGAGAGAGCAGAUAGCAGCGAACGACAAGUUAUGGGCCGAGGUGGUCUCAAGGUCAGAGGCGUGCUUAGCCGCGAAAGAUCAACACAUCGAUGCCCUAACAGAGCGUCUCAGAUUGCAGACGCAGGUGCUGGACGAGAGACACGUCCUACUGAAGCAGACUGUAGGCGCAGCCGCAGAGUCAGUAGAGUAG
Molecule: messenger RNA, 1083 nt
Organism: Alternaria viburni
Lineage: Eukaryota; Fungi; Ascomycota; Dothideomycetes; Pleosporales; Pleosporaceae
Exons: 1
Coding region: 1-1083 (360 amino acids)
Source: RefSeq, a predicted model, not a curated record